ACGACUGGGGUGUAACUCAAUCCAUUAGAGACUAACCUAGAAAUUCGAUUCGUACAACUAUUAUCAACAAUACAUUACAAAACAAUACUAACUGUUCGUCCUUUUGGUUUCUAAAGUUGUGAAGAACUCUACCUUAUGCGUAAAACAAUGCGGCUGAAGUGUUAACCACAGGAGAGGGCUGCCGCAAGAUAUUUGAACAGUAAGACGUUGCUUGGGGUUCAAAAGUGUCUGGUUUUGUUAUGAAUUUAUGAUUGUUUUGAGUAAACGGUAACCAAUAUGCCCAUUCACCAAAAGAAAGUUAUAUUUUGUAUAGCUGGCUUGUUGAGUUUUGGUUGUGCUUUGAGUGUAGCGGCUGCCAUUGGAACGCAAUUUUGGGUCAAAGGAACUAUUCUUUGUAAAACUGGAGCUCAGCUUGUCAAUGCCACCGGACCAGAACUGAACAAAUUUGUUGGAGAGAUAAGCUAUGGCCUUUUCCAUGGCCAGAGAGUUAAACAGUGUGGACUGGGAGGAAGGCCCUUUCAGUUUUCUUUUUUCCCUGAUCUGUUGGAGGCGAUUCCUGCCAGCAUACAUGUCAGUGUCAUUUUAUUCUCUGCAGUAGUGAUCAUAUUUUCAUUAGUAGCUGCAGCAUUUUUCAUGUAUAACGCUUUUGGGAAUCCGUAUGAGACUCUCCAUGGACCAUUAGGCCUAUACCUUUGGAACUUCAUUUCAUGUUCUUGCGGUUGUCUGGUGAUAAUCCUGUUUGCUUCAGAAGUCAGACUCCAUCGGCUUUCUGAGAAAAUUGCAAACUACAAAGAAGGGAAUUUUGUCUAUAAAACUCACAGCGAAGAAUUUGACAGAUCGUUUUGGAUUAUUUUAUUUUGCUUCACAGUGCAUUUCCUGAACAUACUUCUUAUCCGGGUAUCCGGGAUCCAAUUUCCUUUUCAGGAGUCGAAAGAGACGGACACCAGCACCGGUGCAGCAGAUCUGAUGUAUUGACGGAGGUGAGCCUGCAGUACUGUGACCCUUACUUACCAGGCAUCAGUGGACAUGUUCUAGCAUCAUUGUUUCUAUAGUAUCUGCAACUGAAAGAGUGGGACAAAAGUCAGCCUCUUACAGACUUUUACCACUACAAACUAUUCAAGGACCCCUUGAGAUAACAGUUGUGUACUGUAUACUAUAAUCAAGACAAAAGUAUUACUUCAUGUUAACAGUAUUGAUUUAAUCUCAACUGUUCAGAGGGGUUGGGAUGAACCGCCUGUUUUUUUUGUUUUGUUUUUUACCAAAGAGUGUAAAUGUAUGUGUGCAGGACAGUGAGAGGGUCACACCAAGGAGGAGGUAAUACGUAGAUACAGACAAGAACAGAUUUGCCUUUAUAUGCCUUAAAGUUGCUCUUAUUUGAAAUCGAUCUGUAUUUUAUGCUUUUAUUUGAAUAUGCUCUUAACCGCUACUGAAUUUACUGUAUUUUGUAAUGUAAUAUUUAGCAACAACUACAGUAAGUCGCUCUGGAUAAGGGGCGUCUGUUAAGAAAAUAAACUAAUAGUUUUUUGAAUAAUGAAAAGUCUACUGGUUCGUUGUUCGUUUUUGGUUACUUAAAAGUAGAAAAACGAACAAGGAAAAAAAAAAUUGGCGCCUUGUAUGUUUUCUCUAGCCUAUAUUCAGAAGCUGAAAAACGAAAAAAGAACCAGAUCUUUUUUAAGAAAACAAACAGCAUUCCAUUUUAAAACUCGUACAGCAUUCCGUAGGCUAUUUGUUUUUCCCACGUACGUCAUGCAUGAAAAGUCAGGUUAUGAUGACUGCACUUAUUAUAAGCUACUAUAGUAAACAGUGUAAAAACCUCCUGCAGAAUUCCGCAUGCAGAAUGCAUCGCGCAGUGACAGCUUGUAAAUUAAUAAUUUAGCUUGCCUUAUUAGUGCAUAUUAUUAGAUUAGUGAAGAGAGUGGUCACGCCUUCCUUUUUGAGCGCCGUAUGGGUUUCCCUUUCCACGCAGUAUUUCAGGUAACUUACCGCCAUUUAGUGCACGAGGCCCUGUAUAUUUUUUUUCAUCAUAAAACAAUAGGUACAUUACAACAUUUGACCACCAGAUGACGCUAUGUGCUAUUUGUAUAAAUAUAUUGAUGUUUUUUUAAAUGGUAUGAAGAAUGUAAUAUAUUCCCAAAUAUCUCAUUAUGUUUUAUUAUUUACAGCUCUAUAUAACUUGAAAUCUGUGUUCACUUUAGUUUUCUUUAGAGCUGUGCAGUAAUUUGAUUGGAGAUAUCGGUAUUGCUUAGUUAGAGUAGCAGAAACCUUGUGCAAAAUGUGCCAAUUUGUAUGGGUAGAAUAAUGUUGUUUUUUUUUGUAAAUUAAAAGAAAUAAAAAAGUAAAUGACUAGUGAGUGUAUAGCAACGCUGCAAUAAAUAUUGUAUUAUGUGAUUCAGAAUGUAUGAACUAACAUAUCAAGGAGGAAUUAGAUUAGCAUAACAUGUAUUGUCAAGAAUGUUAAUAAGAAAAGGCUGUAUCAUUAAAUUUACUUCUGUUUUCAGUUACAAAAUAAGACCCAGUGGUCCAUUUCAGUCUGACUGAUAUUGAAAUACAAUAACUGCAACCUAAUAAAAAAAAUUAA
This is a messenger RNA of Acipenser ruthenus (sterlet), 2578 nucleotides long. Its product is annotated as clarin-1-like. The coding region runs from base 277 to 975 and encodes 232 amino acids. Gene Ontology annotation, biological process: equilibrioception; sensory perception of sound. The record is from RefSeq and is a predicted model, not a curated record. The transcript is spliced from 3 exons. NCBI's taxonomy places the organism in Eukaryota, Metazoa, Chordata, Actinopteri, Acipenseriformes, Acipenseridae.